This is a messenger RNA of Racocetra persica, 219 nucleotides long. The record is from the annotation of a GenBank genome assembly. NCBI's taxonomy places the organism in Eukaryota, Fungi, Glomeromycota, Glomeromycetes, Diversisporales, Gigasporaceae.
AUGACUCUCGUUGACUUUAGUUUUGUUAUUCAAGAAGGUGAGACAGAAAUUGAGUAUGUAUAUGUUGAAGAAAGAGUUAGAAGAAAGUCGCUAUGCAAGAAGAAGAAAGAGUUAAAAAAUAAAGUUGUUGUAUUUUUAAGAAGCAAGCAUAUUAGUUGUGUAGGAACAGGCACUUCAUGGCCAACAGUUUUGGCUGCUGAAUAUUCUUCCAGUUUUUGA